Messenger RNA from Trichomonas vaginalis G3, 639 nucleotides. RefSeq lists its product as uncharacterized. The record is from RefSeq and is a predicted model, not a curated record. NCBI's taxonomy places the organism in Eukaryota, Parabasalia, Trichomonadida, Trichomonadidae. The coding region runs from base 1 to 639 and encodes 212 amino acids. The transcript has a single exon.
AUGUUCUUUUUUACAAUAUUUGCAAGAUCUAUCAAUAUUGAAAAAGAAUUGGUUGGUGAAUGGGAUGUUCUCACUCCAGGACAGCAAGAACCAGGUCCACUUUAUACUGCUUCCGUUGUUCCUUUGGCAAAUGAAGAAAAUCAUUAUACAGCAACGAUUUGGAAAAACGAUUACUAUAAAGAUGCGAAAUUAUUAACUGAUAGUCAAUACUAUUCUGUAAUUUUUAAUAAUCAAACAGGAAAAGGAAACUUUAUCGAUAAUUUAGAAGGUUCUUUUACAAUGGAAUUCCUCGCAAAAGAAAUCAUCGUUAAAUCAGAUGCAUUUAAUGCAAAAUUUACUAUCGAAAAUGACAUUCUCGUUCAAUAUCAAGGAACUGAUGGUGAACAAAUAAAAUUAAUUGCUAAACGCCACCGUAAAGUUAGUACUUUCAAUUUCUUCCUCGAGCCAUGGCAUAUAUUCGUAGUAAUUGGAAUAUUAAUCUUAUUCCAGUGUUUCAUGAUUUACAACUCUAUUCUCAGCUACAAAGCUGAAUCUAAGAAGGCCCAAAAAGCUCCUGUUCAAAAAUUUGAAGAGCGCGAAGAGUUGAAGAAAUUAAAUAAUGAAGAAGAACCAAAAACAGACAAAUUAAAGGCCGAGUGA